Ixodes scapularis (black-legged tick) is the source of this 1403-nucleotide messenger RNA. Its product is annotated as exosome complex component RRP45. Gene Ontology annotation, cellular component: cytoplasmic exosome (RNase complex); nuclear exosome (RNase complex). The record is from RefSeq and is a predicted model, not a curated record. The transcript has a single exon. Gene Ontology annotation, biological process: nuclear mRNA surveillance; nuclear polyadenylation-dependent mRNA catabolic process; exonucleolytic trimming to generate mature 3'-end of 5.8S rRNA from tricistronic rRNA transcript (SSU-rRNA, 5.8S rRNA, LSU-rRNA). The coding region runs from base 1 to 1278 and encodes 425 amino acids. NCBI's taxonomy places the organism in Eukaryota, Metazoa, Arthropoda, Arachnida, Ixodida, Ixodidae.
AUGCUCCACCUCGACAUGAUAUCCUCCUGCGAGCGGGACUUCGUCAGGAGUGCCGUGUCGAGCAACAGGCGCGUCGAUGGACGAACCUCGAAGGACAGCCGGGCUCUGCGGCUCUCGCUGGGUCUGGACCGCGGCUGCUGCGUCGCCUCGCUGGGCGAGACCAAGGUGCUGGCCCAGGUCUCGAGCGAAGUGAUCGUGCCCAAGCCCAACAGGCCCAACGAGGGCGAACUCUUCGUCAACCUGGAGCUAUCUCCGAUGGCGGCUCCACAUUUCGAAGCCGGGCGGCUCGGCGACUUCGGCGUCGAGAUCGCGCGGCUCCUGGAACGCUGCGUCCGAGACUCGCACUGCGUUGACCUCGAGUCCCUCUGUAUCGUCGCGCGUGAGAAGGUGUGGUCCCUGCGUGUUGACGUCCAGGUGCUCAACCAUCGCGGCAACAUCGCCGAGUGUGCGAGCGUCGCAACGGUCGCGGCCCUGCUCCAUUUCCGGAGACCCGACGUGACUGUGGUCGGGACCGAGGUCACCGUGCACGACCCUCGGGAACGCGAGCCCGUGCCCCUCCACCUGCACCACUACCCAUACCUUAUGUCGUUCGCGUUCUACGACGAAGGCAAAACCGUGCUGGUCGACCCCAGCGAGCUCGAAGAACGCAUCGCGGACGGCCUGCUCACGCUUGGCGUGAACGCGCACUACGAGAUCUGCACGCUUCACCAACGCGGCUGCAUCAUCGGCAAAGAGCAGGUCCUGCUGUGCUCGAGGCUGGCCUGCGUCCGCGCCAAAGCAAUCACAGAGGCCAUCAAGGAAGAUAUCCAAAGGGACCAGGAGGCCAGGUCCAAGAAUAGGAGCGUUGGCUUCGCAGCAACUAUAGAAGACGAGGAGGUUUUAGCAACCACUGUCGAGCCUGAAGCCAUCCAAGUGGAUGACGAGGAGGCUACCCCGCGCAUUGUGGUUCCAGAGUGUCCCAAGCAGCUGGAGUCUACGUUGUCCAAAGUGAAGGUUUUCUUGGAAGGUGCCGGCACGGCUGCCAUCGGACGGGGCGGACCGAGCAGCUGGGGAGUGCUCCAGGGCGCGGACCAGGGUCGAAACGCCGAGAAGGCGGGGAGGAAGGCGGCAGCCCCGCACAGCGAAAGUGUGGCUGCCGAGAGCGGAGACAGCGAAGAGGACGAAGUUGUCGUUUUGCAGCCCGAGGGCCGCCAAGGAGACUCGGGAGAAAGGAUUGACCUUACCAGGGCGGUGAAGAAUGAUCCUGCCCGUGGAUGGUAUUCCAAGAACCCAUUCUAGAUUCGAGGACAGAAAGGAAUCGCCUGCGACGGAGGUGGCGCCUGAACGUGGGAGCAUCGAGCGCAUGCCCAUCUUAAGAAGUGCACAUUUUGCAUGUUGACCGGGCUGCAACUUCCUUAGUGUCU